UGUAUGGAAACUUGAACAGCAGCGGCACAAAGUACGUAACGAGAACUAAAAAUCAGUACACAUUUGACAAUGACAUUUCGGACUCGCAAACGUUACGAAUUCGAUUUUGGUUCGUGCUAAGGGUACUGAAAUCCCGAAAACAAAACACGAUCGGCAGAACAUUGUAUGACAAGCGCGGGAAAUAAAGUUCUAACUACGAAUGCGAGCGCCGAUUUUUCUUCACAUUCAGCUUAAUAUCAUGGCCUAAUAGAUUAGUUCUCGUUACGUACGUUACGGCUCUGCUGUUCAAGUUUUCAUAAAAAAAAUGACAAUAACAUUUCGGACUCGCAAACUAUUCAAAUGCGAUAAUAGUUCCUGCUAAGGGUACUGAAACGGCUUAUCAGUAUCGCAUUCUUUCGUUGGCCGCACUGUAACUAUUGUAAUAAUAUAAUACUAGCAAACCAGUGAGCCAAAUGUUCACCAAAAAAAAAAUGUAUUUAAUUAAUUGAGAACUUCGGAGAUUUUGUGUGGUUUCGUUUGAAAUAGAAAUCACGUGAUUUGCUGACUGCUUUGAAUGCUACCGUUAAGCUCUUAUAUCCUAGGAUAGUGUUGCUGACAUGUAACGGCAUUAAUACAGCGGUGAAUAACUCAAAUGGCGCUGUUUCCUAGAGAGUGGUCUUUCUUUUUUAGGUCUUUAUGCGUCCGUAAUAUUACGGUCGCUAUACGACGGCACCGCUUUCUUAUAAAAGCAAAGAAUGGGCGCAUAUGUACGGUUUCCUGAUUAGGAAUCUCGAUUCGGAAACCUGAAUGUACGUCCUUACAUAUAAAAUGUUCACCAAGGCGCAUACUAUUCUGUUUUUUUUUCAGAAUGGAAAAACUUUAAGUUUCGAAACUAACUAAUAAAAAAUUGAAAGUGCGCUAGGCCCAUGUAAUUUCGAAUCUGAAUUCCUGAUCAGGAACCCUUCCUAGACGCCCAGCCUUGAUCUUGUAACCCAAAUCAAGUUCUCAAGGGAGUGGGGCCGUCCCCACAGUGAAGGGGGGACAUUUGGGCAGGGGGCGGGGCAGCACCCCCUCUCGGCGCAAUAUAAGCGAGAGAAUCUCAACAAGAAAUUAGGGAUAAACCUCAAGUAUAAUCUUGCUUAGAAUUACUAUUGAGAGAUUUUAGGUCCACGAAUUAAGUUCGAUCAAUAACAUAUCUUUUUAUCCAUUUCAAAGCAGUCCCCCUAAUACCGUAUGCUUCACAUUUUUUCAUAAGUAGAUCAUGCGAAACGUUAUCGAAAAUUCACAUGUUUUAUUAUUUCACUAAUUAGUCUAAAAACAUCUAAUGCCGUCGACUUUCCCUAACGUUUGGUUCGCAAACUACCUAGUAAAUAAAACCGAACAUCUGCGCUAGGCUCACGGAAUUCCGAGUCUGAAUUCCCAAUAAGGAAUCUGAAUCAAGAAGCCGUACCAGCCCAGCCUUAAUCUUGUAAUCCGAAUAUGGGGGGAAUCAAGGUCCCAGUGGCGGCGAGUGGGGCCGGCCCCACAGCGGAAGGGGAGGCGUUGAGACGGGGGCGGGGCAGUACCCCCCUCUCGUCGCAAUACACGCGGGGGAACCUCAACACCCAGUACGCCGACGCGGACAGCUUUAUGGGCGGCGAGCCGGAGGGGAGGGGCACGAAUAUGGGCCCGCCCGGGACCGGCUGCACCUGCGGUUGGAGAGUCACGUGUACGGGCGCUUUGGGCGUGACGACGUGUAGCCGCUGGAGCCGCGCGGGCGUCUGAGGGGGGGAGGUGGAGGCGUGCGGGGCGCGGCAGGGGCAGGGCGCGCCCAGCGGCAUGCGGGCGGACGCCAGUCGCGCGCCGGCGCUCGGCCCGCACGCACCGCCGCUCACUACCGUGUCCGGGGAGGACAUCAUGAACCUAUGUCCGCGCGAACACUCGUACUCGAAUCCGAUGAAUAUCUUGACGGUGAGGUGGUGAGCACCGGAAGGUUUGCCGCGACCGCGCGGGGCACGGAACAAACUCGCUUGCUCCAUCCUGACGGCACAGUCCCAGGGCAGCAGAUAGUUAGUAUGCGGUAAGAACCCAGGUUGCAGAUGCUCUGGAAGACCAGCACUAUGGGAGUAGAGGCUGGAAGCCCCCAGACAGACAAGGGACCAGCUAGGGAAGGCUGGCAGAAGACCGGCCGGGCUGGUAGUGUGAAGCAUUCCCGGCAGAUACUCCGUUGUAGACGGCUGACGGGUUAUGACUUUCUCUUGCGUAGAUUCUCCCCUUACAGGCACAACGUAUCCAUCAGAAGCGGGGGAGUUGUCUUCAUCCCUCGCCGAGCCCGGGGACAGCGCAUCCACCACGGACCAUGGGCCCUCCCCCUCCCCCUCUCCUUCCCCGUCCCCAUCCCCGUCAGCAUCCGGUUCCGGUUCGGCCGGGUCCUCUUGGGAACCUGGCGGAGUCUUGUCUUGUGUCUCUCGCCCGCCUUCGCCUUUCACUGACGCCUCCUUGUAAGUGGGCGUUGAGGGCUGGAACACAGGGAACUCGACGGUGAGCAGUGACGGACAGACGCCGCAUUCCUCGGCCGCUUGUAUGUAGAACGUGUAAUUGGCGCGUUUCACCGUAUACGGGUCUUCGCGGGAACACUUCGUACGACCGCAGUUGCAUGCGCUUAUGUAACGUACGCCUGACGAGUGUUCUUUUGUGUUGUCAUGGUCGGGCAGCACACACAGAUGACCGGUAAGCGAGGCGGCUUCACAGAGACGCCUCGUCUUGUGUAUCGCUUUACAAGCGGCUUUAAGUUUGAUUCUCGCCGCACCUGCUACUGGCCCUCUAGCCAUCGACUCCACUACGCCCAGGGCUACGUUCACCUUAUGCGCGUGAUGUUGACUAGAGUAAUGCGACGGAAGUCCUUCGGCGUAUGAUGCUUGAGCUAUCGGCAACACCUUAGCGCACCGUGCUUGUGAGAACCUCACGUCAGUAGCGAGUGCAUCGAAUAGCGCGCCCCCCGCCCCUUGCGCCUCCCCUGCCUCCUCCAAAUAUAUGGGGGCUAGAGCUUCGGCCGCCGCGCGCCAAGUUUGCGCGCUCGGUAACUCGAAGAAGGAUGUGGUCAUGGCAUAUUUGCCAACAUUAUCAUCGAAUCCUUCGCCAAAUGCCAAAUCGAUGUGCGCUUGUAGGAACUGCUUGAAGGUCGGCCGCGCAGGGCCGGCAGUAGGGGCGACCCCGGUGGCUACAGGGAGGGAGCCAGGGGCGGAGCCGGGCGCGGGGGCGCAGCGUUCCAUGAGGCCACGGACUAGAUUCCCGACGUCACGAGCACCCCCAUUACUUUCAGCAUUGAUGUACACAAAUUCCUCGUUCUUUGGUAUCGCAAAUAACGAUUUGGCACAGACGUUGGUGAUAAUGCGGGCCUUCCUCAGGAUGAAGUAUAGCUGGUCUUCAACUGCAUGCUCCAGCCUUUUCAAGGCAGCGGGGUUGCGGCGUAAAGGCGCUGGGGCGCGGCCACAGUGGAACACCAGGCGCGGACAACACGCGCGCCCGUGGCUCUCCCACGCGCCCCCUAGAGACGAUGUGGCGAUGCCAGUACGCGGGGACAACUCCGUCCUAUAUGCAUCUAUUGCUUUAAAAAGCUGCAAGUACCCCAGGUCGAACACUGGAGUGGGAUGUGAUAACACCACUAUGUGACACAAGUGGAAUAAAAGAGCAAUCGUUCUACAAGAGUCUGCUGCAAGUUCCCCCGCGGCCACGAGCCAAUGUGCAGCAUCAGCAUCUUUCUCGGUGCUUUUAGAGUUUUCGUCUAGAUUUUCUGCAAGCUUGGUCAGUUGUUUUGUGUCUAAAUAGGUGACAGCAUGUAGAUACAGGACACUGCGCCUCUCAUCCCAGUGGCAUUCAAUACCAUUCUCAUCACUGUUUACUGAAGGCAGGAGGGGAGUAGUCUUAUUAGGGUACCGGUAAGGAGACUUCCCGAUCACUCCUACAACCACUAUACGGUCCUUUUUGGAAAAAUCUGGUAUAUUAUCAAUUUUAAAGACUGUCAUACUUAUUUCAUUGAACAAAAUAUAAAUUAUAGAAAAACAAUUCGUAAAUAAAUCCUCGAUCGAGCAUUCAUUGACAUGUUUUUAUUUUAUAGUGUCAAAUGAAAUUGUCACAAAUGUCACUUUGACAUUGACAUUACUCGCCGGAAUAAACUUCCGAAAUGCUGAUUGUUUUUAGGGCGAUGUUUUUUAUAGUCACUUACGUUGCAGUAUCAAGUUUCGUGAACAUAUUCGAGAAUCAUCAAAUUUAUCAAAAAAAAAAAUAGAAGCUAAAAUUAAGUUUUAUGUAAAAUAAGCAAGAAAUAACUGUAUAGAUUUUAAAAUUUAUCAUAAACAUCAAUGCCAAUUUGGGUUAGGUAGCUGAUUUCGGACCCUAAUAGUUUAUCAAACCACGUGGAAAUGUUUACGUUGUCAAUGUCAGCAUCUCAUCAGCGAGCGCAAAACUUUGUCAGCUGGCGAUUGCUUGUUUGCUCGGCCCUUUCGCAAUCAAGGUUUACAAGUUGGAGAUUGGUGAAAUGUUGUAGUUAUAGUUUGAAAAUCUGCACAUUCGCACGUUAUCUGGUCCGCGUACCGUCCAACUGGUCAUAAAUCAACGGAACGCGAUAAAGUUGUCAGUGAAUACAUUGCGUUUCUUUGACCACUAUUGAUUUCGAAAGUGUUUUCUCGCAGUAUGUCUUCUAUAACUGAAGAUAUUUCCGAGCUUUUAGAUAGUUACAAUGGCAGGGAUAAGGUAGUCAGAUUAACAUGCUAUGCUUUCAAACUGUAUGGCUGCAUUAUAAAUGAUAAAGCAUGGCAAUCGGCUGGGUCUAGGCUGUCUGGUGCUCGACUGAUGCUCAGAUUGUUUGAUGACAUCCCCAUGCUGAGGCACACAUACAGUUAUGGCUUAGGAAGACAUGAAACAUCUAAAAUGGCUGCAGCCUUAGGUGUACUUGCAAACAUAGUAGAUCAAGGAUUUCUGCCAGUGGAGAAAGCAUGUUGGCUCCAUGAAGUUGGUAUUAUAAAACUACACCCAGACACAGCAUACAAGCUAGAGACUCUGAGUACAGCACUCUGGGCAGCCAGCUUAUACAUUGCGUUACUACAGACAAUCAGAUCCAUAAGGCAACUGUGGUGGAGCAAAGAUUGUCUCAAUUCCUCUGAAGGGUCCUGGGAAGCGAAGCGCGGGUUAGACACGCGUAUAGCCCUACAGUCCGUGACUGCGCUGAAAAUGUGCCUCGACAUCAUACACGCCGUAUCUUGCCUGCCUGAAGGAUACCUUUGGGGUGAAAAAAUUGGCGCCACCAAAGUCGCAGCCAUCGCAACCACUUCCUCCAUUAUGGGAAUAGCUCUCUACUUUGCUAGGAGACGUUUGUUGAAAUAGUGUGUGGUGAUUAACAUAGGUGGCUCCUUACCAUUGUUCUAUUGAUACAUUAUCAUACUUUAAUUAACAAAAAAAUCUAAAAAUUGAUAAGAAUAGAAUGUUAGGUACAUUCUUUCUACAAAUUGAAUAGAACAGCCAAAUAGAAUGCAUUACUUUAAAAUUUCAGUACAUUGAGAGUAGGUACUUCUUUACUAAGUAGUACCAAUGCUCCUUAGUAAGACUGAAGCAAAUAAAUAUGUACAUAUUAUUUGGUAGCAGUUCGCAAUAUGUAUUAAUUUGCUUUAAACAAAGCUAGGAAUAGUAAUGCAGUCUUUUUUCAUAUCGCUCAAAUGACAUUUGUAUUUUGAUGAACUGAGACAAAUCUUGGUCUUCAUUUAUUAAUAGGAG
Messenger RNA from Chilo suppressalis (striped riceborer), 5727 nucleotides. The record is from the annotation of a GenBank genome assembly. NCBI's taxonomy places the organism in Eukaryota, Metazoa, Arthropoda, Insecta, Lepidoptera, Crambidae.